Pistacia vera is the source of this 552-nucleotide messenger RNA. RefSeq lists its product as uncharacterized. The transcript has a single exon. Lineage: Eukaryota; Viridiplantae; Streptophyta; Magnoliopsida; Sapindales; Anacardiaceae. Bases 1 to 552 code for a protein of 183 amino acids. The record is from RefSeq and is a predicted model, not a curated record.
AUGUCUAUUGAUAUACUUAUAGUUGAUCAAACCUUGAUGAUGGUUGAGGAUAAGGUUCCUAAUUUAAAUGGUGAUAACUACAAAUCCUGGAGAGAGGCUGUCCUUCUUCAUUUAGGGUGCAUUGAUCUUGAUUAUGCUUUUCGUAAGGAAGAGCCACCUACACCAACAUAUACUAGUUCUCAAGCUGGGAUUUCUUUGUAUGAACGGUGGGAGCAAUCCAACCGUUUAAGCAUGAUGUUUAUCAAAUCUCACAUUACGAGUAGUAUUCGUGGGUCAAUACCAGAGUGUGAAAAUGUCAAGGAUCUAACGGAUGCAAUUCAUGUACAGUUUGAAACAUCAGACAAGGCAUUAGGUAGCACCCUAAUGAGUAGAUUGACAUCCAUGAAGCUCACUGGUAUUAAAGGAGUUCAUGAGCGUAUUACGAAAAUGAGGGACAUUGCUACUCAGUUGAGAUCCCUUCAGAUGGUGAUUAAUGAUGAUUUUUUGGUGCAUUAUGUCCUGAACUCUCUCCCGUCUCAUUAUAUUCCUUUCAAGAUAUCUUAUAACACAUAA